Messenger RNA from Lathyrus oleraceus (garden pea), 426 nucleotides. RefSeq lists its product as uncharacterized. The transcript has a single exon. The coding region runs from base 1 to 426 and encodes 141 amino acids. Lineage: Eukaryota; Viridiplantae; Streptophyta; Magnoliopsida; Fabales; Fabaceae. The record is from RefSeq and is a predicted model, not a curated record.
AUGGUAGUAGAUGAUAUACACUUGCAUUCGUACAUAGAUCACCGUGAGAUGCGUUCGUUGAACAAUAUAACCUUCUACUUUGGAUGGUUGGCUUGUGGGUCACGCUUGAUGUAUCCAUAUCUAUCUGAGCAUGUCAUGCCCCAGUUCAGGUAUAUGCAGUUUGUUCCCAGAGAUUCCUUUGAUUCUGUUCCUCCUACCAUGGCCCGCAGAGAUGUAGAUGUCAUGUAUGAUGAUUACCUUAAUCAUCUGGUACCGGAUGACACACAAGGUACCCUAGCUCCUAGCGACUGGAGUUGUGCAUAUGAAGUCACCGCCUUGAAUUUUAGGUUGUCACAUCAUUAUUUGACACUGGAUGUUCCAGGAGUUCCACCUAGGCCAGCUCAUCCGAAGAUACUAGAGGACGAGCAAGCUAGGGAUGUAUCAUGA